This is a messenger RNA of Sphenostylis stenocarpa, 192 nucleotides long. The record is from the annotation of a GenBank genome assembly. NCBI's taxonomy places the organism in Eukaryota, Viridiplantae, Streptophyta, Magnoliopsida, Fabales, Fabaceae.
AUGAAAAAGAAAAAUAUCUCUACUGCCACACCUACCGCGCGUCUAAGAAGAGGAAAAUCCGCUGGGCGCCGGGAUGAUGCGCUGGGCGGAUUGAGCCCCGCGUGCACCCACUUCGUCAGGAAAAUCCGUUGGGCGCCUUAUAAAUGCGCUGGGCGGAUUGGGUUUAGCCAAAAUCCGCUGGGCGCAUUAUAG